Messenger RNA from Spirometra erinaceieuropaei, 4822 nucleotides. NCBI's taxonomy places the organism in Eukaryota, Metazoa, Platyhelminthes, Cestoda, Diphyllobothriidea, Diphyllobothriidae. The record is from the annotation of a GenBank genome assembly.
AUGCACCUGCACGCGCGGUACUGUGGUCUGCGCUGGCCGGAUGGAUCUUCGCGUCGACAUCGUCGAGACGAGGCUCUGCCUGGACCAUCGCAGGAGGCCACCAGGUAAGUUCCCCCUCAGGUAAGUGCGCUUGCUUUGUUUCUUCCUUUUGUUUGUUGAAGUUCCGCGUCGUAUGCUGCUCUUGCUGCCUGCCCUCUGUAUGCUAGUCUGUCUGUUAAUAGCUAGACGAAACCCUCGCUGCCUGCUACGACUGUCUGUCUGUCAGUCUAUGCCACUCUCUACUAAUAGCUAGGUGUUACGGUGCUUGACUUUGUGUGGUGCCCUCUCACUUCUGUCUCUGACUGAUGACUGUGUCUGUCUGUCCACUCUAGCUAGCUAGCCCCAUAGCGUUUGGUUGUGUGUAUGCUCUCUCCUACUUCACUCCAUCACAUCACCAUCGCCACCAAGGUCCCAGGCUAAUUCGGGUCGUUCUCUCACUAACAAAAAGUCGUGGCCCAUAGUGGAGUCCGGCAGCCGUCUGGGAUAACCGGGCAGCCCUGUUCAGGGAUGCGUUGCCUGCCCCCGCGAGGGGGAGGGGGCUAGAAAAGGUGCCCUAAAGAUCGCUGGGAACCACGCUGUCUGUAGGCUGGCCGUGGCCGCAGACAAAAAACACACGGUCGAAACAGCCAAAACCGAAACAACAACAACAACAACAACAAUCACUCUCUUCCUCCUCCAGCCUAUUCUUCUUCUUCUCCUACUCCUACUUUUCGCCGCCGCAGUCGCCAGACUGGCAGGGUGAGCCCGCUCACUCUGGCAGCCUGGAAUGUUCGUUCCCUUUUAGACAAUCCGAGGAGCAACCGACCGGAACGGAGGACGGCGCUAGUGGCACGAGAACCGGCGCGCUACAAGGUGGACAUCGCCGCACUCAGCGAGACCCGAUUCUCUGAACAAUGCCAAAUGGAGGAGGUGGUUGCCGGUUACACCUUCUUCUGGAGUGGUCGACCCAAGGCAGAGCGACGAGACGCGGGUGUCGUCUUCGCCAUCCGGAACGACAUCAUGGGACGACUGCCCUGUUUGCCGCAGGGCAUCAACGAUCGCAUGAUGAGCCUCCGUCUGCUUCUGCGGGGUGGGGGAAAAUUCGCCACCAUCAUCAGCGCCUACGCUCCGCCGAUGAGCAGCCCCGACGCCGCCGCAAGAGACAAAUUCUAUGAGGACCUGCACACCCUCUUGGCGACUGUGUCGAAGGCGGACAAGUUGAUUGUCCUUGGUGACUUCAGCGCCCGCGUCGGCACAGACCAUACUGCCUGGAGAGGAGUGCUGGGUCCCCACGGUCUCCGCGGCUCAAACGACAAUGGUCUGCUGCUCCUCCGCACCUGCGCAGAACACCGCCUCAUCCUGACGAACACGUUCUUCUGUCUGCCGGAGGGAGAGAAGGCCACCUGGAGGCAUCCUCGGUCGCGUCAGUGGCACCUGCUGGACUAUGUCCUCGUCCGGAGGCGAGAUCAGCGGGACGUGCUGGUGACGAAGUCGAUCGCGGGUGCUGACGCGUGGACCGACCAUCGCCUCGUCAUCUCGAAGAUGCGUAUUCGCCUACAGCCUCGCAGGAGACCAAAAAGUAAGCACUCCCUAGGUAAGCUGAAUGUUGCUUUGUUGUCUUUGCUCGCUCACUGUCUCCAUUUCAGCAAUGAGAUAGCUCAACGGCUAGACAACCUCCCCAUCGCCGAUGCCGCCGCUGCCGAGAACGCCUCCGUGGGGAACCGCUGGUGUCAACUGCGAGACACGGUCCAGUCGACGGCGCUCGCCGCCAUCGAGCGUUUGCCGCAAGUGGAGACCUACGUGGACCUUGACCUCCCGCCAUUUCUCCAGGAGACCACCAGCGCCGUGCAGCAACUCUCCAGCGGGAAAGCACCCGGAUCGGACGCUAUCCCUGCUGAGGUCCACAAGCACGGAGGUCCCCAACUGAUGGAUCAGCUGACUGCGCUCUUCCAGAUGUGGCGUCAAGGUGAAGUCCCGCAAGAUUUCAAGGACGCAACUAUCGUGCGCCUAUACAAUCGAAAAGGGAACCGCCAAGUCUGCGACAACCACCGCGGCAUCUCCCUACUGAACAUCGCCGGAAAGAUCUUCGCUCGCAUCCUGCUCAACCGCCUCAACAACCAUCUGGAUCAGGGCCUUCUGCCGGAAAGCCAAUGCGGCUUCCGUCGUCAUCGUGGGACCACGGAUAUGAUCUUCGCAGCCCGCCAACUUCAGGAGAAGUGCCAGAAGAUGCGGACCCACCUGUACUCUACCUUCGUGGACCUGACGAAAGCCUUCGACACGGUGAAUCGUGAAGGACUGUUGAAGAUCAUGCAGAAAUUCGCUGUCCGGAGCGAUUCACUCAGAUGGUGCGUCAGCUGCACGACGGUAUGAUGGCGCGAGUCACGGACAACGGAGCUGUCUCAGAGGCAUUCGCAGUAAUCAACGGAGUGAAGCAUGGCUGUGUGCUUGCGCCUACCCUCUUCAGUCUUAUGUUCUCUGCCAUGCUGAUGGACGCCUACCGCAACGAAAGCCCUGGAAUCCGCAUCGCCUACAGAACGGACGGUCAUCUCCUGAAUCACCGGCGCAUGAACUUCCAAUCGCGUGUAUCCACAGCCACCGUGCACGAACUCCUCUUCGCCGACGACUGCGCCCUGAACACCACCUCCGAAGCGGAGAUGCAACGGAGCAUGGACCUGUUCUCAACCACCUGCGAGAUAUUCGGUCUGGUCAUUAACACGCAGAAGACGGUGUUGAUGCACCAACCGCCACCCAACUCAGCCACAGCCCCCAACGCGCCGCCGCAAAUCAGUUUGAACGGAACCCAACUGCAAGUGGUGGAGAACUUCCCGUACCUGGGCAGUACCCUCUCCCGCAACACCAAGAUUGAUGACGAAGUCGCCAACAGGAUCUCGAAAGCCAGUCAAGCCUUCGGACGCCUCCGAAGCACAGUCUGGAAUCGCCACGAUCUCCAACUGAGCACAAUGCUGAAGAUGUACAAGGCCGUCAUCCUGCCGACGUUACUGUACGGAGCAGAGACAUGGACGGUGUACACGAGACAGGCACGCCGACUGAACCACUUCCACCUCAGUUGUCUCCGUCGCAUCCUGAGGCUGAACUGGCAGGAUCGAAUCCUCGACACGGAAGUACUGGAACGAACGGGAAUCCCCAGCAUCUACGCCAUACUGAAACAAAUGCAGCUGCGCUGGAGCGGCCACCUGGUGCGCAUGGACGACGAGCGACUACCCAAACGACUCUUCUACGGAGACGUCGCGACGUAUUCUCGCCGUCAAGGAGGCCAAAUUCGCCGUUACAAGGAUACCCUGAAGUCCUCCCUGAAGCGUCUGCAAAUCAACCCGACCAACUGGGAAGAGCUCGCCCGCGAUCGUCCGGCAUGAAGGAGAACAGUGAAGACCGGGCUGCUAUCCACGAAGCCAACCGCAUCUUUGCCGCCAAAGCGAAACGCGAAGCCCGCAAAUCACAACUUCGCCUAGUACGCAACGCCGCCGCACAACCGUUUCCAACGUGUCCUAGAUGUCAACGGACAUUCCGGCCUCGAAUCGGACUUGUUGGACAUCUUCGGACCAACUGCGCCUCUCGAACUGCUCCAGCCAUUGUCCCCCCGCCCGCCUCUUCCUCCCCGCCGCCGCCAACUAACCCUGACAAUUCUUCUGAACCACCACUUCCAUCCUCCUCCUCCUCCUCUUCCCCCACCUUCCCAGCGGCGGCCGCUCAGGCGGCCGUCUCGCACAUCAACCCCGACACAACAACCGACACCAGCCCCACCUCUCCCGAUUCCAGUGAUGAGGAUCGGGACUACACCUGCCCUCACUGCGAUCGCACCUUCAGCUCACGCAUCGGCCUGGUCGGCCACUUGCGAAUCCAUCACACAGAGACUGGCGAACCAGUGCCUGGAGCACCAACCUACACCCACCGCACUCGCCUCCACUGCCCACAAUGCCCUCGCACCUUCACGCAUCGCAUGGGUCUAUUCGGCCACAUGCGCAUCCAUGAGAGCGGCCUUGACCGCAACCUCGACACACCCACCCCGCCGAGCCCCACUCCCAAUCCAUCAUCUUGCGCACGCACCAACCACUCCUCAACCGACAUCAACGCCACCGACACUACCACCCCUCGCCCCUCCCCGUCCUCCUCUUCUUCCUCCUUCACUGCCACAACGACGGCCACUCCGGCGUCUGUAGCGCACGACUCCAUCUCAGCCGCACCUGACACAACAACAGGCACAACCCCUGCAACCUCCAUCAUCAGAGGUGAGGGCCAGGACUACAUCUGCCCUCACUGCGAUUGCACCUUCACUUCUCGCAUCGGCCUGCUAGGUCACUUGCGAAUCCAUCGCACAGAGACUGGCGAACCAGUGCCUGGCGCACCAACCUACACCCACCGCACUCGCCUCCACUGCCCACACUGCCCUCGCACCUUCAUGCAUCGCAUGGGUCUAUUCGGCCACAUGCGCAUCCACGAGAGCGGAAUUGACCACAAUUCCGAUACACCAACCAAGCCCAUCAUGCUCAGCACCACCCUCCCACCAUCCGUCUGCACCACCACCAACGCCUCCUUUGUGGCUGACACUGACACCGCCGAAUUCACAUGCCCACACUGUCCACGCACAUUCACCUCUCGCAUCGGCCUGAUCGGUCACUUGCGAAUCCAUCGCACAGAGACUGGAGACCCAGUGCCUGGAGCACCAACUUACACCCACCAAGCUCGACUCAACUGCCCACACUGCCCUCGCACUUUCAGGCACCGCACGGGUCUAUUCGGUGACAUGCGCAUCCACGACGGCCUGCGGUACACAACCGCCGGUUAA